GACAGCCUCGGUUCGACUGUCUACUGCGCAUGUCCACUAGUUCGCGCAGCUCUCCACUUCAACUACAACUGCGGCAGCCCUCGAGCGGUAACGCUACGCGAGUGAAACAAUGACAGAGCUGCAGAAACGUCGACGAAGGUUGUCACUUGAAGCUGAAGGAACAUCCCGACGAGCCGACAAUGACAGUUUGGGCGACAGCACAGCGGUGCUUCCCAAACUGAUGGCUGCAGGUUUUUAUGGAGUCAGUUCCUUUCUCAUUGUCGUUGUUAACAAAAGUGUCCUGAGCAGCUACAGAUUUCCCUCAUCAACAUGUGUUGGAAUUGGACAAAUGCUGGCUACAGUGGUGGUUCUAAGGGUUAGCAAAAUGUUGGGUGUCAUUUCCUUUCCAGAUAUGGACUCAAGUAUCCCACGUAAGAUCUUUCCACUGCCUCUACUCCAUGCUGGGAAUCAGAUAUCCGGACUGUUUGGGACUCAGCGACUUAAUUUGCCGAUGUUUACAGUUCUGCGAAGGUUCAGCAUUCUCCUCACCAUGCUGUGUGAAGGCAUCUUACUCAGGCAAACGUACUCGACGGCAAUCAAAACCGCUGUGUUUACUAUGAUCUUUGGUGCUUCGAUCGCCGCCAGCGCCGACCUAUCGUUUGACCUUGAGGGCUACACUUUCAUAAUGCUGAACAAUGUGCUGACAGCAGCCAGCGGUGCUUACAUGAAGCAGAAACUGGAUGCGAAGGAUCUGGGCAAAUUUGGACUUCUCUACUACAACGCUCUCAUCAUGAUUAUACCCACUGUGGCUUACGCGUACUACACCGGAGACUUAAAAAUGAGUUUGGAGUUUGACGGAUGGUCGGACCGGCUAUUUGUCUGGCAGUUUUUCCUCUCCUCUGUUAUGGGAUUCAUUUUAAUGUACUCAAUCAUGCUGUGCACACAGCACAACUCGGCACUCACCACUUCCAUUGUGGGCUGCAUUAAGAAUAUUGUGGUGACCUACGUUGGAAUUGUCUUGGGCGGAGACUACAUUUUUUCCUGGACUAAUUUUAUUGGUUUGAAUAUAAGCAUUGCAGGGAGCCUCGUGUACUCUUUUAUCACCUUCACAAGAGAGCAAACAAAAAAGGUGUGAAUCACAAGAGGCCUACCUCGAAGAAAGACACCCAUCAUUUUUUUCCCAUCUUUAUUACCAAGUGCCUUCAACUUAUGAUCAUAUUUUUUAAUGACUUCCUGCAUUCCGGAUGGGUUAUACUAACUCGGCGUUAUGCUUUACUUUUAUGUUGAAGCAGGUCCUAGCAUUGUCAAUUAUAACGAAUUGUUUUAUAUGUAUGAUGCAGUCGUUUUUUAUUCGGGCUCAUUUACGGGGGUGGAGCAAAAUUUUGAAAAUGUGACAAGCUGGGGCAACGAAAUGGCCAAACCUAAACAGAGCAAAUUAAUAUGGAGGCAACUUCAUCAAAAUGGUGGGGCGGUUGGAAGAUGUCCCUGGCUCAAAUCAAAAUGGUGUCGCGUAGCCACAACAAUGAAGACUUUCUAAAGUGAUGCUUAAACCCAGCAACUUAAAAAAAAUUGCUUUGAAAUGGAAUAAAACUCAAACGAGAAAAAAA
Messenger RNA from Hippocampus zosterae (dwarf seahorse), 1586 nucleotides. Its product is annotated as UDP-N-acetylglucosamine/UDP-glucose/GDP-mannose transporter-like. Gene Ontology annotation, cellular component: Golgi apparatus. NCBI's taxonomy places the organism in Eukaryota, Metazoa, Chordata, Actinopteri, Syngnathiformes, Syngnathidae. Gene Ontology annotation, molecular function: GDP-fucose transmembrane transporter activity; antiporter activity. The record is from RefSeq and is a predicted model, not a curated record. The transcript is spliced from 13 exons. Bases 110 to 1114 code for a protein of 334 amino acids.